AUGGUGGAGCGUCUGGCCGAGGCGACCUUCCACGCCGACCUGGAGGCGUCGCUGCGCGGUGCUGACGGCAGUCGGCUGGGCGACGUGACAGUUGAGGUGUUUCCGGCCGUCGUGAGGCCGCUGAGCUCGCUGCGGUUCGAGAUGCGCUGGCGCGCCCGCGGCGAGAAGAAGGUGCCAAGGCGGCUACAGGGCAGCUUGCAAAGCGGCUUGUCGCUUCACCGCAGCCACAAUCCGAGUUUCGAGAACUACAGGAUGAAGGGUGUCUUCAUGGACGGCACCUGCAUCUGCUUCGAGGGGCAGGCGCUCCGGGAGGUCGUGGACUACCGCGGGCCCCACGGUGUGCGGCUGGUGAGCAACGGCGUGCUGGACGAUUACCGCGGCUUGUGGUCUGGCCCCGUCAAGUUUGGGGACGCCACCGCAGGGGCCGUGAACCACGUUGGCGAGACACUGGAGGAGGCCACGUCUUCGGGCAUGCACGCCUUCCAGGUGUCGCUGGACGCGCUGCCUUCGAACAUCUCCGACCUGUACAUGGUCUUUUCCGAGCCGACCUGCGGGGACGUUUCGCAGUUCGAGGACCCGAAGUGA
Prorocentrum cordatum is the source of this 585-nucleotide messenger RNA. Lineage: Eukaryota; Dinophyceae; Prorocentrales; Prorocentraceae. The record is from the annotation of a GenBank genome assembly.